GGAUCAUGCUCUACUUCAUAAAUCACUCAAUGGUGUCGACGGGUUCAUCGAGUUUAAGGUCGCGGUACCUCUCCAUGGUAUAUAAUCCAUUUCUUUGCAGGAUUUUCUUGUUUGACCUUCAACAAGAGAAGGUGGUGUGACCACAGCUUAAGAGAUGAAUUUGGUGACAUUCUUAAUACUUUGUCUGACGAUAUUAGUUCAGCAAUCUAUUUGUCAGAAAGAAGCCUACAAAAAACAUCUGUGUGAACAUGCACACAUAAGAAAAUACAUUGUCGACAGGCACAAUGAGCUACGAGGACAGGUGAAACCCGCUCCGAACAACAUGCUGAAAAUGGAAUGGAAUGAUCAAGCAGCAAAAACUGCACUUAAUGUGGCGAACAAGUGUGAACAUGCUCACAGCAAAGCAGAUGAACGGCAGACAGACACUUUCUCUUGCGGAGAAAACUUAUACAUGUCCAACAGGCCGUACAACUGGACUAGAGUGAUCCAAAGCUGGUAUGAUGAAAAAAAAGACUUUGAACAUGGAGUUGGAGCCAAAUCCGAAGAUGCCAUAGUUGGCCAUUAUACUCAGCUUGUCUGGUAUAAAUCCUUUCAAUUAGGUUGUGCACUCUCCUAUUGCCCAAAGCAGAAUUUAGGUUACUUUUAUGUUUGCCAUUACUGCCCUGCGGGGAACAUGAAAAAUUCUCUUCAUGCUCCAUACGAAGCUGGAGAUACAUGUGGCAAAUGUAAACAUGCCUGUAACAAUGGUCUGUGCGAGAAUCCCUGCAUGUACGAUGAUGAUGUGGAAGGCUGUGCAGAGUACAUGGAGUUCUGUGAAUCUGAGGAGGAAGAUAUGGAUGAAGAAUUCAAGAUUAAGAAUAUCUGUCAGGAGACGUGCAACUGUGACGACGAGAUCAUUUAAUCCCCCUAAAGUCAGGCAGAUCAACUCAUGUAUCAUAUAUAAUAGAUAUUAGCAGACCAUACUUUACUAUAUUAGCAUACAGAUAGAACUGGAAAUAAAG
Hyla sarda is the source of this 1001-nucleotide messenger RNA. Its product is annotated as cysteine-rich secretory protein 3-like. NCBI's taxonomy places the organism in Eukaryota, Metazoa, Chordata, Amphibia, Anura, Hylidae. The record is from RefSeq and is a predicted model, not a curated record. Gene Ontology annotation, cellular component: extracellular region. The transcript has 9 exons. The coding region runs from base 155 to 901 and encodes 248 amino acids.